ACGACUUAUAUACGGAGGAAAUGGUGAGCGGCCACAAUAUCUUGUACACUUCACAAUUUUAUACAUUAAUGUAAAGAAUUAGAAAGUACUGCACCGAAAGAACAAGAAUCAAGCGAAAAGAAAUCACUUUGGUCUAUACUAGCUCGAGAAGAAGAUAUUGGACGCAUAGAAUAUUGAAGUAUCUUAUAUAGUUGUUGUCAUUCGGUGUUGAAAAUAAUCUCGUCAAUCAACUCUAUAUUGAAAUAAUUCAUAAACCUGUGAUUAUUAAUGAUUUAUUCAAAUGAAAGUUUAAAGUAAUCAAGAAUAGAAAUCUGAUUUUGGUGAAUACUAAAUUCACAUCAUUUCAUUUGUGUGAAUUACUUAUAACAUUUGUGUGUGUAGAAUGUGUGAAAGUACUGAGAUUCCUCGCAGUUUGCAGUGAAUAUUGUUUUUGCGUAGGAAAUAUCAGCCUUAUCAAUUAAUUGUGAAGAUUUUUGUCUCUUCUUUGGGUUGUGUUAAUUGGACCAACUGAAAUAUAAAACUUUACCAAAUAACGUAAUUGUUGAGUGAACACUAGUUGAUAAAUAAUAAUGUCUGAAAUCCAUUUGAUACAGAGCAAAUCAGAAGAUGGUGACAGGGAGAAAAAGGAAUCAACGGAGGUACAAACGCGAAAGAAAUAUCUCAAGAUUCUGGAUUCUCUCUCAUCAAUAUUAAGAUAUGCUGCUAAAACGUUUCAAGAUGAAAUAAGAAAAUUAGAAGAUACUGAGGAGGAGAACGAGGAAUCAGUGGAGGAAACAACGCGAGAGAAAUAUCUUAAAAUUCUAAAACGUCUCGCAAGACUAUCAAUAUUAGCUACAAAAACUCUUCAAGAUGAAAUAAGAAAAUCGGAAGAUGCUGACAAGGAAAAAGAGGAAUCAACGGAGGUGAAAACGCGAAAGAAAUAUCUCAAGAUUAUAAAACAUCUCUCACCUAUAUUACAUAGUGGAAUCGAAACUCUUGACAAUGAAAUAAUACAAAAAACUUUGGAAGAUGCUGACAACGAAAAAGACGAAUCAACGGAGGUACAAACGCAAAAGAAAUAUUUCACUAUUCUAAAACAUCUCUCUCCUGUAUUACGAAUUGGUAUUGAAACGAUUGAAGAAGAAAUAAAUUAUUUAGAAGACGCUGAGGAGAAUGAUGAAUCAACGGAGGUGAAAACGCGAAAGAAAUAUUUCACGAUACUCAAAUGUUUCUCACGUAUAUUACAAAACAGUAUUAAAAUUCUUCAAGAUCGAUUUGCAAAAUCGCAAUAUGUUCAGACAGAGGAAGAGGAAAUGACAGAGUUACAAAGUGGAAAGAAACAUGCCAAGAGUUUUAGAAGUGAUCCAAAUAUAUUUGGAAGUGUUAAUAAAACUGUUCAAGAUCAAUUUGCAAAAUCGCAAAGUGUUCAGAAAGAGGAAGAAGAAUCGACGGAGCGGCAAAGUGGAAAGAAAUAUGCCAAGACUUUUAGAAGUGAUCCAAAUGUAUUUGGAAGUGUUAAUAAAACUGUUCAAGAUCAAUUUACAAAAUCGCAAUUUGUUAAGAGAGAGGAAGAGGAAUCAUCGGAGAUGCAAAUGCGAAAUAAUCAUCUCAAAAUUCUCAGACUACUCUCAAGAGUAUCUAUAUUCGCUAUUCAAACAAUUCAGGAUCACAGAAAAUAUUUAGAAGACUCUGAGAUGGAGAAUGAGGAAUCGACGGAGGUAGAAACGCAAUAGAAAUGUCUAGAUUUCAACAAAAUCUCUCACCUAUAUUACAAAGUCGUAUAAAAAUCUUUCCAGAUCAACUGCAUUGAAUGUUUUUUUCUGUGGUUAUUAACAUGACUAGUUUUAAAACACAACACUGAUAGUUUCUCAUGCAUUUUAAGCUUGUUUAUUUUUAUGAUCAUUGUUUUCUUCGCCUUUAUGUUUCUAUGUAUAUUGAAUUGGAUAGAGUAAGUACGCUUACAAAAAUUCAUUGUUUCAUUAUUAUGGUUCUGUUAAAAUCAGAUAAUGAAUAAAAUUUUGUUUCAGCUUUAAUU
Schistosoma turkestanicum is the source of this 2014-nucleotide messenger RNA. The record is from the annotation of a GenBank genome assembly. NCBI's taxonomy places the organism in Eukaryota, Metazoa, Platyhelminthes, Trematoda, Strigeidida, Schistosomatidae.